Messenger RNA from Porites lobata, 835 nucleotides. Lineage: Eukaryota; Metazoa; Cnidaria; Anthozoa; Scleractinia; Poritidae. The record is from the annotation of a GenBank genome assembly.
AUGGUAAGCCUUAAACUAUUUGUAGAAAGUUGCCACUUUAAAAUGUAGUAUGCUCAGUUUACUGUAUAAUCCAUCGCUACAACUUACUAUGAGCAUUCACAGUGACAAGGUUAAUAAUAGCCUGUGUCUUCUUUAAUGGUAAACUUUAAUGGUAGAUGACUUUUCUGUUUAAAAUGCCUCUAAAUAGUCUCAUUUUUGCCUAAAAUAAAAGUUAACUGGUGAUGAUGCCAUUCAAGACGAUUCAUCCAUCAUGGAGCCCCCAGCCAAUGAAGUGCCAGAAAGCUUCGCCUCGAGUUUUAAAUUGUGAAGGAUUCGACUAAGAGGGGUCGACCAAAGCUGAUAAACAACCGUGGAUAUACGUACAAUUUUCAAAGACGCCGGGCAAAAAAUACAGAUUGGCAGUGUACCAUCAGGCCAAAGGUAUGUGUUUUUUCCUUUAGUUUCUGAUGAUAAGCGCACGCUCUGCUUUGGAAAGUAUUUGUUACUGAUAAGUAUACAGAAGUUAACAGAACACUCUGAUGUGAACUUUUGUCAAUAAAAAUACACCACUUCCUGACUGAUUUUAUUUGGUAAUGCUAAUAAGCAUUCACUCAGUUCUAAUCCAGUAUACCCGCGCUAUAGUUCACUAAUGAUAUCCACUUCUUUUUUUAAGGUCAACCCAUGCAAGGCUACUGUAAUUCAGAGAGCCGAUGGAGAACUUGUCCUUGGGCGGCACGAGCACAACCACCAGGGACAAGUUGGUGCUGGGUUGGCGGCAAAGAUAACAGCCAAGACGAAGGCAGAAGCCAAGAAAAACCUAUUCAAGCCUGCCAUGGUGAUAGUCAAUCAAGUGUAG